GGUGGGGUGCAAGGCAGCAGGAGGUCUACAGGGCAAGAGUUGGCUGUGGAGGGCAGGAGACCUAGAGAGGUCUUCUUGUAAGGGGGCCAAGCAGAGGUCAGGCCUGAAGUCCAAGCUCCCCUGCUGGGGCAGACUAGGGUCAGUGCAGGCCACUUGUGACUCAGCCUGUGCAGGCUGGGGUGGGCGCAGCUUCCUGCCAUCCCUCACUGAGGCCUGGCAGCUUUCUCUUCUAGGACCCUCGACCCCAGAAAUGGGCUCUAUGGCCCUCCUUAGUUUCCCAGAGUGUGGGGAGGGACAGCUGCUAGGGUGGGGCCUGCAGGCAGGUGUCUGGCGUCUGUCUGCCUCCCCAGCUGCCCUGACAGGUGUCCAGGAACUAUGAGGGUACAGUGACUCACAGAGGCUCAGGGGGAGAAACAGCCUGGCAGACAGGCGCCACGCAGCACCCCUUCCAUCCCCCAAAUUAAGGAGAAAGGAACAACUUCAGCUUCUGAGUAUGCCGACCCCGCGCAUCGUGGUCCCUCUCAGCCUGUGUGAGCCAGAUUGGUGACCCCUUCUGGCUUCCCACCUCCUUUCGUGGCCCUCUUCACUCAGGACCCCUAAUUUCUCUGUUGACUUAAAUGCCCUUCCCCGAAGGUCUUCUCAGGCCUAGUUGGGUAGGCCUGGAGCCUUAUCUGUCCCUGCCCCGCUUCCAGCCUAAGCUCAGGCUCACCCCAGCUUCUUCACAAAUAACAGCCUGGAUUGUCAUGCUAUGCCUGUCAUUAAGGGUCUUGCUCUUGGUCCUUCGCCUGUAUGUCCAUGUCUGUGACCCCAGCUCAUGCUCCCCUCCUCCCCCAUAUCACGGAUGGAAAGGUGGAGGCCAUGGGCCAGGCCACUAAACUUAUGGAAGCCUUUUCUCCUUUCUAGCCCUCAGAGAUUCCCUUAACCUCCCUUUGGCAGCAGAUAGGGCUGGGCUGGUAGGGUAAACUGAGAACUGGGGUGGGGACAGGGGUCUGGCCCUCAGGGAAGGAGCAGUCCUUUUGAGGCUUGAGCAGCAUCCUGUGGGCCCCUCCCCUGCCAGGCCUGGGCGGGGGAGGGGGCCUGGGCUCCCGCUGCCUUAAAAGGGCUCAAUGCCUUGGCUCUCUCCUCCCAACCCCCCCCCCCCAGCCUUGGCCCUGGCUGCAUCUUCCCGGAGGCCCACUUUCCCUAACCCCUUUCUUCUCCACGACCCACCAUCUCCCCUUUUCCCCUCACUCCUCCCUCCUCCGUCCCUACUCCCAGUCCUGACUACUUCCCUAAGGGAGAGCUGGCCUCCCUCUGUCCACUGCCCCCAAGUCUCCAGCCUUCAGACCUUCCUGCUGAGCUGCCUUAGGGGAGAACCAUCUGCUCUUGAGGUUUGACUUGGAGCCCAUUGCAGCAAGGCUUAAGGAGGUCCGAUUGCAGAGGGAUGACUUUGAGAUUCUGAAGGUGAUUGGGCGCGGGGCGUUCAGUGAGGUAGCAGUGGUGAAGAUGAAGCAGACGGGCCAAGUGUAUGCCAUGAAGAUUAUGAAUAAAUGGGACAUGUUGAAGAGAGGCGAGGUGUCAUGCUUCCGGGAAGAGAGAGAUGUGUUGGUGAAAGGGGACCGGCGCUGGAUCACGCAACUGCACUUCGCCUUCCAGGAUGAGAACUACCUGUACCUGGUCAUGGAAUACUACGUGGGCGGGGACCUGCUAACGCUGCUGAGCAAGUUUGGGGAGCGGAUCCCCGCCGAGAUGGCGCGCUUCUACCUGGCCGAGAUUGUCAUGGCCAUAGACUCGGUGCACCGGCUGGGCUACGUGCACAGGGACAUCAAACCAGAUAACAUUCUUCUGGACCGAUGUGGGCACAUCCGCCUGGCGGACUUCGGCUCCUGCCUCAGACUGCAGCCGGACGGGACGGUGAGGUCGCUGGUGGCUGUGGGUACCCCGGACUACCUGUCUCCUGAGAUUCUGCAGGCUGUGGGCGGAGGGCCUGGGGCAGGCAGCUACGGACCGGAGUGUGACUGGUGGGCACUGGGCGUGUUCGCCUAUGAAAUGUUCUAUGGGCAGACACCCUUCUACGCAGACUCCACGGCCGAGACAUAUGCCAAGAUUGUGCAUUACAAGGAACACUUGUCUCUGCCACUGGCAGACACAGGGGUCCCUGAGGAAGCUCAGGACCUCAUUCGGGGGCUGCUGUGCCCUGCUGAGAUCAGGCUAGGCCGAGGUGGGGCAGCUGAUUUCCAGAAGCAUCCGUUCUUCUUUGGCGUUGACUGGGAGGGUCUCCGAGACAGUGUGCCCCCCUUUACACCAGACUUCGAGGGUGCCACGGACACAUGCAACUUCGAUGUGGUGGAGGAUUGGCUCACUGCCAUGGUGAGCGGGGGCGGGGAGACACUGUCGGACAUGCAGGAAGACAUGCCGCUCGGGGUCCACCUGCCUUUUGUGGGUUACUCCUACUCUUGCAUGGCCUUCAGAGACAGUCAGGUCCCAGACCCCACCCCUAUGGAACUGGAGGCCCUGCAGUUGCCCGAGUCAGACUUGCAAGUGCUGGACUUGGAGCCCCCAGUGUCCACACCGGAUCAAGUGGCUGACGUGGCAGACCCAGUGGCUGCCCCUAUGGCAGAGCCAGAGACUGUGGUGACGCUGCGGGAGCUGCAGGAAGCCCUGGAGGAAGAGGUCCUUACCCGGCAGAGCCUAAGCCGUGAGCUGGAGGCCAUCCGAACGGCCAACCAGAACUUCUCCAGCCAACUACAGGAGGCCACGGUCCGGAACCGAGACCUAGAGGCGCACGUUCGCCAGCUCCAGGAGCGGAUGGAGAUGCUGCAGGCCCCGGGAGCUGCAGAUAGCCCCCCGGCCGUGGCUCUGGGCCAGUGCCCGCUGGUGGGGCCAGGCCCCACGCACCGCCGUCACCUGCUGCUCCCAGCCAGGGUCCCUAGGCCUGGCCUAUCCGAGGCGCGUUGCCUGCUCCUGUUCGCCGCUGCUCUGGCUGCUGCCGCCACACUGGGCUGUACUGGGUUGGUGGCCUUUACCGGCCAUCUCACCCCAGUCUGGUGUUUCCCGGGAGCCACCUUCGCCCCCUGAACCCUAAAACUCCAAGCCAUUUUUUAAUCUAGGCCCUCUUGGAAGGACGGGUGACCCGGGAGCGUCCCGGAGUGUCUCGUGCUCAUCCGCACCACCCCGCCCCACCCCAGUCGCCCAUCCACAUUUCUGGGAGCCUGGGUCGUUCCCCAGCUCCGCGCCUGUGAUCCGGGCCCGCCACCUGGCGGCCGGGGAGGGAGGAACGGGACAGGGCUGGUGGCUAGCACGCUGCAGCUGCUGCCCGGGCGUUUGCCGACCGCGCUUUCUCAGCCCGACUCGGAUGGGCAAACUAGAUCUACGCAGCACGUCCGACUUCACUUUUCAUGCUCCCAGUCGUCGGUCACAAACCGUAAAUCCUUGCGCAUGAACCCCUCCAGGGACGUCCCAUUCCCGCAGUGACAGAUCAGCAAGACUGCCCGCUCUUACGGGAGUCUUUGGCUUCGGACAGACCCCUUCCUCACGUACACUCCCAUCGGAGCCACAGUUGCACCCCCCCCAAGGCAGUGUGGGUAUUUAUUGACCUUGCCCUCUGACUCACUGACAGACUCCGGGACCCACGUUUUGGAUGCACUGAGACUCGACAUUCCUCGGUAUUUAUUGUCUGUCCCCACCUACGACCCCACCCCCGACCCCAGCGAAUAAAUUACUUUCUGGUCUGCCCUGA
This is a messenger RNA of Meriones unguiculatus (Mongolian gerbil), 3718 nucleotides long. RefSeq names its product DM1 protein kinase (gene Dmpk). NCBI's taxonomy places the organism in Eukaryota, Metazoa, Chordata, Mammalia, Rodentia, Muridae. Gene Ontology annotation, molecular function: protein serine/threonine kinase activity; ATP binding. Bases 1486 to 3057 code for a protein of 523 amino acids. The record is from RefSeq and is a predicted model, not a curated record. Gene Ontology annotation, cellular component: cytoplasm; cytoskeleton. The transcript has 14 exons. Gene Ontology annotation, biological process: peptidyl-threonine phosphorylation; actomyosin structure organization.